UAACCAGCUGCCUCUCCUCUCUCUCCUAGGCUUUCAGCCGCUCUCCUAGUCUCCUACUCUCCUCUCAGCCGUCGCCGUCGCUCUCCACACCGCUCUCCUCUCUCCUCCGAGCCGCAGCUCUUCUCUCUCCCUCUCCCCUGCGUGCCGCCACUGCGGGCACCCUGCACGCCGCCGCUGCGUGGCCCUACACGCCACCGCUACGGGUGCCCUACGCGCCGCCGUCACUGCUCCAGCUCUCCUCUGUUUCCCAGCCAAUGCCGCCGCUCUAACUCCCCAAGGCAUCGCCCCGACGACGGCUCAACGAAGCCCCGUCGACGCCUCGCGGACGCCCUGCGCCGCAGCGGGCGCUUUACGCUCCAUGGCAAGGCGCGUUAGAUGCCUCAGGUUCCACAGGCGCCUUAGCGCCUAAGCGACGCUAAGGCGGCGCUUCAGAUAAGCAUGCUUUUGAAUAAGAUGUGAAGGAUUAAAGCUCAUGUGAAAGAUUCUAAGACUACAAUUGGUAUCAAGCGGUUGCUUUCUUAUUUCUCAUACGCUCAACCAUGCUCCUGCAUGCUAAGGAUUCAGUUAGGAAGAUGCAUUCAGUUGCUAAGAACUACUUUGUGUCUGAUCUUACUCAUCCUCCAAGAUCCUUGAACAGAGCUUCCAGACAUGUUGUUCCAUUCAAGACCCGUUUCUUUACUCAUUGCUCACUUGAGAGCCGUUCAGUUGACCAAGAGAUUGUGAUUGCUAUGGGAAGCAAUGUAGGCGAUAGAGUCAGUACAUUCAACAGGGCAUUGCAGCUGAUGAAAAGCUCAGACGUGAACAUCACUAGGCAUGCCUGUCUCUAUGAGACCGCCCCUGCUUAUUUGACUGAUCAGCCGCGGUUUCUUAACUCUGCCAUUCGGGGCACAACUAGGCUCAGGCCACAUGAGCUUCUUAAACUGCUAAAGGAAAUUGAGAAGGAUAUUGGCCGCACUGGCGGAAUAAGGUACGGCCCAAGACCUAUCGAUCUAGACAUACUUCUUUAUGGUAACUCCCAGAUCCAUAGUGAGACUCUAAUUGUGCCACAUGAGCGCAUCCAUGAGAGGUCAUUUGUUUUAGCACCUCUUGUUGACCUUCUAGGUGCAUCUAGUGACAACGGUAUCGAAACAAGUUGGCACUCUCUCUCAAAGUGUAGUGGAGGUUUCUUUGAGUUAUGGAAUAACCUUGGGGGUGAAUCUAUAAUUGGAACAGAAAGCAUUAAAAGGGUAUUACCUGUUGGGGAUCGUUUGUUGGAUUGGUGUGAGAGGACUCUUGUCAUGGGGGUCCUUAAUUUGACACCAGACAGCUUUAGUGAUGGAGGUAAGUUUCUAGAAGUGGGAGCUGCCAUUUCUCAGGCUAAGUCAUUAAUCUCAGAAGGUGCAGAUAUCAUUGAUAUUGGUGCUCAAUCUACCAGGCCCUUUGCAAAAAGAUUAUCUCCAAAUGAGGAGCUUGAGAGGUUGGUUCCUGUUCUGGAUGAGAUUACAAAAAUCCCUGAGAUGGAGGGCAAGUUACUCUCAGUGGAUACAUUCUAUGCAGAAGUUGCCAGUGAAGCUGUGAAAAGAGGAGCUCACAUGAUCAACGAUGUAUCCAGUGGACAGCUUGAUCCAAGAAUUCUUAAAGUGGCAGCUGAACUGGGAGUUCCAUAUGUUGCAAUGCACAUGAGGGGAGAUCCGUCAACUAUGCAAAGCGAACAAAAUGUACACUAUGAUAAUGUCUGCAAGGAAGUUGCUUUGGAGCUAUACACACAGGUGAGAGAAGCAGAGUUAUCUGGGAUUCCAUUGUGGAGGCUGGUUCUUGAUCCUGGCAUUGGCUUCUCCAAGAAAUCUGGACAUAACCUUGAAGUAAUUAUGGGAUUGGAAUCCAUUAGGAGGGAGAUGGGUAAAAUGAGUAUAGGUGCUUCACAUGUGCCAAUAUUACUGGGACCUUCAAGGAAAAGCUUUUUGGGUGAAAUAUGCAAUCGUGCCAAUCCAGUUGAGAGAGAUGUUGCUACUGUUGCAGCCGUGACAGCUGGGAUUUUGAAUGGUGCUAACAUUGUAAGAAUCCAUAAUGCUGGAUAUGGUGUAGACGCUGCAAAGGUUUGUGAUGCAUUGCGUAAGCGUAAGGGAAGUUGCAGAAACUGAACUAUCUGAUCAAACUGAUACCACGCUCCAGUUUUAUACAAGAAAAAGGUGAUGUCGAAAAAUGUGAUUUGUGAAGUAUCGUUGUUGUAAUGAACCAGAGAUAAUGCUUUUUCUUGUGUCACCAAGGAAUAAAGUCAAGAAGCUGCGACUCAAGUUGCAUUGGUCC
Molecule: messenger RNA, 2286 nt
Organism: Zea mays
Lineage: Eukaryota; Viridiplantae; Streptophyta; Magnoliopsida; Poales; Poaceae
Product: Folate synthesis bifunctional protein
Exons: 3
Coding region: 540-2120 (526 amino acids)
Biological process (GO): tetrahydrofolate biosynthetic process
Molecular function (GO): dihydropteroate synthase activity; 2-amino-4-hydroxy-6-hydroxymethyldihydropteridine diphosphokinase activity
Source: RefSeq, marked provisional